Molecule: messenger RNA, 558 nt
Organism: Opisthorchis viverrini
Lineage: Eukaryota; Metazoa; Platyhelminthes; Trematoda; Opisthorchiida; Opisthorchiidae
Exons: 2
Molecular function (GO): protein binding
Source: RefSeq, a predicted model, not a curated record
AUGCAACGCGUCACAGCCUCGCAUCAAAGUCAGACCGCGCGAGUCAGCGUUGAUCAAGGACAGACAACGCCUCCGCAAUAUGCAGCACGUCGCUGCCUCGUACUAAAGCCAGACAGCGUGCGUCAGCAUUGGACCAAGUUCACACGGUGUCCUUCCAAUAAAAAGCUUGAGGCCGUUGUACUUCUCACACUCGCACGCACUCGCGCUCUCGCAACCACUUUGUUGGAAUAUAGCUAUUGUGUCCCCUUCCGUGCAUGUUUUAACUUGAAAAAUUCGAUUACCUCAGACGACCGGCCCAGUCCACCUGAAAUCCUCUCACUGGAGGUGAAUAUACAAAAGCGAAUGGCGAAUGUGAGCUGGGCAGUCAGCCCAAACGCAGCGCAUUUUCUGGUAAACUUUUACGUGAGUACGGAUGUGACAUGCACAACAACCACGGUAUCGUUACAACUGACUUUUGGCAAUAUACCGGUGUGCAAGCAGCUUCGUGUGGGAGUGUCGGCAGAGAACGAGGCAGGCCUCAGCAAUGAGUCACUCAGUCCCGAGUUUUACAUCCCUGGA